AUGCUCACCAAACGGGCUUUGCGGACAACUGACCCGUACAGACGGGUUCUCUCACGAGGAUUUUCAGUCUUAAAUCGGCCCUCACCCAACUAUCCAGGCCAUGUCCCACUAACCACUCUUGAGCGUGGAGCUCUUGCAGUCGGGUCUGCAAUUGGAUCACUGAUAAACCCAAGACGAGCAGAUCUCAUUGCAGCCCUGGGUGAGGCUACUGCAACUCCCUACUUCAUCUACCGUCUCCGUGAUGUUAUGCUGUCCGACCCCACAGGCCGUCGCAUCCUCCGCAACCAGCCAUCCAUAAAUUCUCAAACUCUCUCUGUUGAAUAUCUUCGCAGCCUAUCCCCCAACACUGUUGGACGAACCUAUGUGGACUGGCUAGAUCGAGAAGGCGUCGGCCCUGAUACUCGUGCAAAGGUGCAGUAUAUUGAUGACAAGGAGUGUGCAUAUGUGAUGCAGCGCUAUCGAGAAUGCCAUGAUUUCUACCAUGCCAUCACUGGUUUACCAGUUGUGGUAGAGGGGGAGAUUGCUCUGAAGACAUUUGAAUUUGCAAAUACAUUGUUGCCUAUGACAGGGUUGAGUAUGUUUGCUGUGAUGAGGUUGAAACCUGAGGAGAAGGAGCGGUUUUGGAAGUUGCAUUUGCCCUGGGCAGUUAGAAAUGGGCUGGCAAGCAAGGCUGUUAUCAAUGUUUAUUGGGAGGAGCAGUUGGAAAGGGAUGUUGAUGAGCUGAGAAAGGAGCUGGGGAUUGAGAAACCAGUGGAUUUGAGAGAAAUAAGGAAGAUUAUGAGGAGGCAGAAGAAGAUGGCUGAAGAGGCAGCUAAGACAAAGAAGAGAUAUUGA
Molecule: messenger RNA, 834 nt
Organism: Histoplasma capsulatum G186AR
Lineage: Eukaryota; Fungi; Ascomycota; Eurotiomycetes; Onygenales; Ajellomycetaceae
Product: ubiquinone biosynthesis protein COQ4
Exons: 2
Coding region: 1-834 (277 amino acids)
Biological process (GO): ubiquinone biosynthetic process
Cellular component (GO): mitochondrion; mitochondrial inner membrane
Source: RefSeq, a predicted model, not a curated record